Molecule: messenger RNA, 1159 nt
Organism: Penaeus chinensis
Lineage: Eukaryota; Metazoa; Arthropoda; Malacostraca; Decapoda; Penaeidae
Product: E3 ubiquitin-protein ligase RNF149-like
Exons: 3
Coding region: 530-1159 (209 amino acids)
Source: RefSeq, a predicted model, not a curated record
CAGGAGAGAUCGGGUGUACCGUUGCUUUUGCCGCUGUGCGUCUCGUAGACAGAAGCACUUUUUCACUGUUUCGUUUUGUGUAGAAACAAACUUCUUUUCGACAUUCCGGUGCUUGGUUAGUGCUCAAGCAAGAUUGCAUAGUCUGGUCAAGUGCAUGUUAGAUAACUUAUUUUGAUAAAUGCAAAUGCAAAUAGAUUUAUCGCCCCAGACGAAUGGAUAUUGAUGCAUUGGGCCACCGAAUUGCAGGUGUAAAUAUAUAUCAAGCAUUAAACAGCUUUCUGUGUUUAUAAUCAUAAUAAGCAUAUGUAUAGAAGACAAACCGAAGUACUCAGUCUCAGAAAAUGAUGAAUCGAGGAUUAAUCUGACGAAACAUUAAACUUCAUCUUUAUUUUAUACCGUUUGUAUAUUUGAGUACGUAGCGAUAAGUCACGGCCAGGGCUCCGUGUGCGAAAUCGCCGCCACGCCAUUCGGAUCGUCAACUAUUAUGGUUGUGAGCCUCUCGUGAGUUCGUAGACCGACUUCCCACAACAUGCUGCGGGUGUGGGCACUGACUUGGCUGUGGGUGGCGGGGUGCGCCCGUGCCUUCGGGUCCGAGUGGUCUUACGAGGGCGCCACCAUCACCCUCGCCAACCUCAACAUCUCCUACAGCGACCCCGCGACGGGCAUGAACAGGACGGACGUCGGCGAGGUGGGCAAGUUCGGCAGCGGGGCGGUGGGCGUCGCGGCCGGAAUCCUGAUCGUGGGGCACUCCUUGGACGGGGGCGACCCCAGGCACAACAGGCACGGCUGCAAGAUGCCCUGGGCGGUGGUGCCCCCCAAUGAGCCAUGGGUGGCGCUGGUGUCCCGCGGGGAGUGUGCCGACAGGGAGAAGAUCGCCAACGCCCAGGCCCUCAACGCCUCGGCCAUCCUCGUGUACGCCAAGGACGCACAAGAACACCUGCAGAAGAUCGCCCUGUCUUCUUUCUCACGCCAUAUCUACACCACCACCCUGCAGCGACUCCAGAGAUACCCAGUCAUGUUGACGCCCGACACGGAGACUCGGCGCGUUGUAGGAGGUCAGGAUUCUCUUCAUGUGUUCAUCAUAACAACGCCCUCGGUGCCCCUCGCUCCCCAUGACCAAGGGCAGGAAGGACUGGAGCUCGGUUGCGGUACACCCUGA